Schistocerca gregaria is the source of this 3721-nucleotide messenger RNA. RefSeq names its product L-dopachrome tautomerase yellow-f2-like. Lineage: Eukaryota; Metazoa; Arthropoda; Insecta; Orthoptera; Acrididae. The transcript is spliced from 6 exons. Bases 140 to 1612 code for a protein of 490 amino acids. Gene Ontology annotation, cellular component: extracellular region. The record is from RefSeq and is a predicted model, not a curated record.
ACUGAGCAGAGAUGCCGCCGCCAGCCGGGAUUUCCGCCAAUGAGGGAGCCGGACGGGUCGGCGACCCAGCAGUAGCUGCCACGGUGCUGAGACGCCAGCAGCUUCAGUAGCAGCAUCAGCGGCAGCAGCAGCAGCAGCCAUGUCCUCCGUCCACGAUUACAACAGGGCCGAGGUCCCCGGAAGAUCGACGCGGCGCGCCAUGACGACGUCGGCGCUGCUGACGACGGCGGCGACGCUGCUGACGUCGGCGGCGGUGCUGCUGGCGACGGUGACGCCGCAGGCGCGGGCGUCUUCCACCAAGGGCGUGCGCAAGGCGUUCUCGUGGCAGGCCGUGGGCUGGGAGUGGCCCGAGCAGGCGGCCGCCGCCGCCGCCUUGCGGGCCGGCUACACGCCGCACACCAACCUGCCGCACGGCCUCGAGGUCUGGCGCGACCGCCUCUUCCUCACCGUGCCGCGCCGCAAGGCCGGCGUGCCCGCCACGCUCGGAUACGUCACCGUGCACAGGAACGAGAGAGCUCCUACUACGCCACGGUCGCCGCCGCUGUCGCCUUACCCGGACUGGGAGACGCAGCGGCUGGAGGGCGGCGAGCGCGCCGAGGGCGAGUCAGCGCGCAUCACGUCCGCCUACCGCGUCAGGGCUGACGCGUGCGACCGGCUGUGGGUGAUGGACGCCGGCACCGCCGACCUGGGACAGGGCGCUCUGGUGCGCCUCACCCCGCCACAGUUACUCGUCUACGACCUGCGCACCGACACCCUCCUACUCAGGUACUACCUGCGGAGAGACGACUUCGACGCGACGUCGUUCUUCGCCGGUAUCGCGGUGGACGUUGAGGCGGGCCACUGCGGCGAGGCGUUCGCCUACCUGCCGGACCUGGGCUCCUCCGCGUUGGUCGUCUUCAGCCUGUCCGACCGCAGCUCGCGCCGCCUGCGCCACAACUUCUUCCGCAUGGACCCGCUGUACGGCGACUUCGACAUUGCGGGAUUCAACUACCAGCUCUCCGAUGGCAUCUUCUCAGUGGCGCUUUCGGCGCCCGACCCCGAGGACGACGGCUACCGCACCGCCUUCUUCCACGCUCUCUGCUCUUCCAGAGAAUUUGCCGUCUCGUCUCGAUGGCUCAGGAACAGCACUGCCGCUGGCAGCACCUCGUGGUUCCGGUCGUUCCAGCCGGUGGGCAGCCGCGGGGACCGCGGCCAGUCCACAGGCAGCUUCCUGGACGAGAGGACAGGCGUGCUCUUCAUGAUGGAGGUGCUCAACCACCGCGUCACCUGCUGGAACUCACGAUCCGGGCUCCCCAUGGACGCAGAAACCAUAGGUGUCGUCGCCGAGGACGACGGUACCUCAUUCAUCUAUCCCAGUGACGUUAAGGUGGACGCGUCGCGAAACGAGCUGUGGUUCCUGACGAAUGUGUACCCGGUGCUGCUGCUGGGCCGUAUCAACACGACGGAGUACAACUACCACGUUUUCACCGGCGCGGUAGAUGACGUGGUGCGGGACACGCCUUGCGAGCCUGCUCGUGACGCCACGGGUAGCGGCCAUUGGCGGCGCUACCAGGCGGAAGCCGCGUCCCCCGUGUCUCCCAGCCUCGUCAUGGCGGCGGCGGGGCCGCAGUAACACCAGCUGGCGUCGACGCUGCUCUAACAGGUGGUCGCCGACUGCAUCCACCUGUGUCCGCCAGCCUCGUUGACAGGGGAGCUCCAACAGGUGUUUGGCAACUAUCUCUCUGUGUCCCUCAGACUCGUCAUGGAGGCUGUGGCAUAGGCUUCCGCCAACUGUGCCUCAAAGAGUGGCCUGCAACAGGUGGUCGGAGCGAAUGAGGGAGAGUGCAUACUACAGGGUGAUUUUUAUUAACGUUUGAAUACACACAGAGCGACGUAUACGGUCCUGAAAGAGCUAAUUUAAUUACAGGCACAUGGGGCUGCAAAUGUCAGGAAAUACCCCAAAAGUGGAUGACAAACAUUGAACAUGUGACUUCACCAGAUGACGUGCAUCGCAGCAACUGGUCUUAUCGAUCCUGCUCUCACUGGCAGGGGGCAUUGCUACAUAUCGCUCCGCUAGGCUACUCUGUUUUCGUAAACGUAAACCGAUUCAUUGAGGCCUUGUACCGCGAGUGCUAUCGUAUCACACAUAAUUAUGCAAGAAUGAAAACAGACUAGCGUAUUGUUUAGAGGCACAAAACGCGUGGAUCUUUUCAGCUCGUUACUAAAUGCAAAUAAGUAGGAGGCCGAGUUGAUAGGAGCUGAUGGAGUCCAGGUUGCAAUAAUAUGGGGUACGGCAUACUCUUAGAGAGAAGGACUAUUAUUCAAGAAACACAUCGUACAAUGAAAUUACUCAUCUUCAGUAGUUUGUAGGACUGAAGCUGCGGCUAUGAACUGACAAUCUCGUAACAUGGAAUAGCAUGAACUAAUACAACAUAUUCUCAGGGACGAAGCCUGAUGGGUCCUCCUCAGAGAAUCAAUGCAAACAUUACAGAACUGGCUGAGGUUCAAUUAUGAAAGUGCGUCUGCCUAGGUUGAAAUCUAGCUAAGAAGUGAACGAGGCACACUCCAGUUCCGUCGAGCUGCACAGCCCGCUAGAAUGCGCUGUGCUCGGCAGACGACGGGCUGCCAACCCUGUUUUGGCGCGGCGUUGUAGUAGUAUCUGCGGCAAUGAUACUAUAUAGCGGAGUGAUGAGUGGCACAGCCCCAAUCAAUGAAGGAAGGGUCGAUAAGCCCAAGGGCUGCACGUGCGGCGACAUGCGUCACCUAGUGAUGUAACUUUUUCAACAUUUGUCACCAAAUUUUGGGGUGUUUCCCGAUAUUUGUGGCCCUAUGUGUCUCAGAUUAAAUCAUUUGUCUUAGGGCGUAUCCACAUCGUGUCUCAUAUUAAACCAUUUGUCUUAGCUUCAUCUACAUCGCUGCUGUGGUUUUCAAACGUUAAUAACAAUCACUCUGCGUAUAAACACAUUGGACUACACUCUCAGUCAGACACAGUGACAAGCAUGUAAUGCUACAAACACACGGCAGACAAGCGUGUGAAUGACUGAUCCAGCCUCCUUACAGUGCCUUAAAUCUGGCGUUUAGCCUGAGCAGAGUUUACAAGGUUAAAUCGAUUCUUCUGUUUCUGCUUGACAGAACAAUAUUCAUAAAUUAAGAGAAAAGAAUUUUGGUUCUUCUAUAGUAUUAGUCUGUGGUAGCCUCCUAAGCCAAAACCAAUUAGUUAAAUAAAUGGAUACUAUAGGACAUCCACAAUGUUAUGCUUUGCUCUCCAAUGGUAAGUAACUGUUAAAACCAUGUGUUUGUUGGUUGUGCCCUUCUGAUUGUAGAUUGGCAGAAAGCUACCUAGCUAUGAAAGGCAGUGAGGAAAUGCAAUUGUUGUGUUGACACAGACUAAAUAUCAGAGCCAUUUUUGUGGUGAUAAGGACAUUUUUGUGGUGAUAAGUGUGUGAAGUGCUUACAAAAUUAUAUAAAUAUAUAAUUAUAUGUAUGUAUGGUGAAACUCAAUGCAUGAAAGAUAACUGCUAUACAUAAAAUCGUUCUCAUUACUAGUUGAAAGUAUAUGUAUUUCUAUCACAGUUUACAGAUUUUUUAAAAAAUAAAUGUAUUUUAAAUGUUGACAUGGAACUGUCCCUUAGAUUUCUUCGAUGUAUCGUAGUUAAGAUAAUGAUUUUACCGUUAAAAACAAUUCGUUUUUAUAAACAUCGCACUGCUGCAAAAUAAAAUGUUGUUGUUGUUCUAGUCUACA